This is a messenger RNA of Camelus dromedarius (Arabian camel), 1074 nucleotides long. It is a transcript of the gene TESC, whose product is annotated as tescalcin. Gene Ontology annotation, molecular function: phosphatase inhibitor activity; calcium ion binding. Gene Ontology annotation, biological process: regulation of cell adhesion mediated by integrin; protein localization to plasma membrane; positive regulation of granulocyte differentiation. The record is from RefSeq and is a predicted model, not a curated record. Lineage: Eukaryota; Metazoa; Chordata; Mammalia; Artiodactyla; Camelidae. Gene Ontology annotation, cellular component: plasma membrane; nucleus; cytoplasm.
AUGGUCAUCACACCCCAGCCUUCCAGCUUCCGCUGGCUGGCGAAGGUGGCUGGACCGUGGCGCGCCGCCCUCCGCCGAUAUAAGAGGCCGAGCUCGCGCCCCACGCGGAACCCGCGGCUCAGGUCCUUCCCCGGCGUCCCGACUCGUUGGACCCGAGGCCGGACCGGCCGCUGCGCAGCCGACGCCAGCCCGGGGCCUGGGAGCGACGAGCGUCCCGGGGCGCCCGCCGCGGGCACCAUGGGCGCUUCCCACUCCGCGUCCGAGGAGGUGCGGGAGCUCGUGGGCAAGACCGGGUUCUCCUCAGACCAGAUCGAACAGCUCCACCGGAGGUUUAAGCAGCUGAGUGGAGACCAGCCCACCAUUCGCAAGGAGAACUUCAACAACGUCCCUGACCUGGAGCUCAACCCGAUCCGAUCCAAAAUCAUCCGUGCCUUCUUCGACAACAGGAACCUGCGCAAGGGACCCAGCGGCCUGGCCGAUGAGAUCAACUUCGAGGACUUCCUGACCAUCAUGUCCUACUUCCGGCCCAUCGACAUCGCCAUGGACGAGGAGCAGGUGCAGCUCUGCCGGAAAGAGAAGCUGCGAUUUCUGUUCCACAUGUAUGACUCGGACAGCGACGGCCGCAUCACCCUGGAAGAGUACCGAAAUGUGGUGGAGGAGCUGCUCUCAGGAAACCCCCACAUCGAGAAGGAGUCAGCGCGCUCCAUCGCCGACGGGGCCAUGAUGGAGGCAGCCAGCGUCUGUGUGGGCCAGAUGGAGCCUGAUCAGGUGUAUGAGGGGAUCACCUUUGAUGACUUCCUGAAGAUCUGGCAAGGGAUAGACAUCGAGACCAAGAUGCACGUCCGCUUCCUUAACAUGGAAACCAUCGCCCUGUGCCACUGAGCGCCCCGCCCCACGCAGAACCCGCACCGGGACCGGGGCCCCGACCGGGGCUGCGGGGCUCGGGGGGCCCCUCUGCUCCAGCUCUUGUAAAUAGUCAACACUCCUCACUCCUCGUUUUCUCACAGGGUAUACGGUAUGUGGGACUUCGCUGUUUUUAUUUCUAAUAAAAAAGAAAAAGGGUUUGUUACAGAA